Molecule: messenger RNA, 678 nt
Organism: Auxenochlorella protothecoides
Lineage: Eukaryota; Viridiplantae; Chlorophyta; Trebouxiophyceae; Chlorellales; Chlorellaceae
Product: Coiled-coil domain-containing protein 132
Exons: 3
Coding region: 1-678 (225 amino acids)
Biological process (GO): retrograde transport, endosome to Golgi; endocytic recycling
Cellular component (GO): EARP complex
Molecular function (GO): SNARE binding
Source: RefSeq, a predicted model, not a curated record
AUGUACGGCCUGGUGGCGCGCAGCGCGGCCUGCGAGUCUCUGUGCGAGGUGGCGGCGCGCCUGGCGGCGGCACGUGGCCCGCUGGCCUCGCUACUCUCCCCCGGCGACAGCGCCGCGCUGGACGCCUUCUUCGGCGAGGGCCUGGCGGCUGCGGGGGACGCGCUGCGCCACGUCAGCGACGCCGGGGUCCGCCUGCUCCUUUCCCUGGGCUGGCUGGCCGAGGCGGUGGCGGGAACCAACUACGCGCUGGCCGAGCCGCCCACGCGCCACCAGCCCUGGGUGGACCAGCUGCUGCGCCAGCUGGGCGUGUUUGCCGACCGUGUCGCACACGCCUGCGUGCUGGACAGCGUGGCGCGCGUGCGCAGCUGCAGCCUGGAGGGCCGGGCGGCCAUGACCCUGGAUGUGCAGGGGGUGGCACACGGCCUGCGGCGCCUGGCCCCCCUGCCCGUGGGCGCCCAGGCGGGGUUGGCCCGGGCCGACGCGUACGUAAAGGCCUUCUACAUCCCGGUGGGGGAGCUGACGCAGUGGGCGCUGGCGCACCCCGAGUACACGCGGGAGCAGAUCCUGGCGCUGACCGCCUGCAUCGCGGACAGCAGCGGGCUGCGGCGCAAGGAGCGCGCAGCGCUGCUCGCGCAGAUGGAGGCUGCGCUGCACGACCCCGGCAGGCAGGGACCUUGA